AUGAAAAUCAUAAUUAGAUAUUAUAAUGAAUGGGGAAUUUUGAAUGUCGAGCAACUCAAAAUCUCGUCGAAAUAUAAAAUAUCCGAGUUGUAUGAUUAAGUUUCAAAUUUGACAGGAAUUGAUUAAAACCAACUGAAAUUGAUUUUGAUAUAAACCAAUGAGAAAGUAACAUUUUAGAUUAAGAAGAUUGUUCUUGAUGAAUUAAACCUUUACAUAUGUGAUUAUUAGAUUUAAUAAGGCUCUGCCAUAUUCGCAUAAAAAACCACAGAUCCCUUCUCCGAUAUGGCUUCUUCAUUUUCAUCGUAAUUCGAUCCCUCGCAAUUUCUUGAUACUUCAGCUAAUUCCACUCCUGAACAAGAGACCAUGUUCUAACUAAUCAGAAUGUCUCUUCUGAGUGACCUGGAACUCUUUUUGGAAGACAGAAAUGAUCGAGCCUAAUUGAUAAAUGGAAUUGAAUUGACAGGAUGGAAUGCACUCCAUCUAGUCACCUUUUUAGGAGAUGACAAGAUGUACUUAUGGUUAAUCAGUUCUGGAGGUGACAUCUCUAUUCUCUCCAAAGAUGGGUGGAAUUGCUUAUAAAUAGCCAUUUGGUAAUCAAACAUCAAAAUGGCAAACCUCAUCAUAGGUUCCAACUCAAUCAACGUCAAUCAGAUAACCACCAAAGGAACUGCUCUACAUAUUGCUGCCUAAAUCGAUGAUCAAGAACUUAUAGAGUUGUUAUUGAAACACCCCAAAAUAGACAUCUCAAUAACAUUCCAAGGCAAGUCUGUUGUCGAUGUGGCAGGAGAAAGAACUAAGAAAAUCCUCCAAAAGGAACUCCUCAUUCUAAGAAACAAACAAUUUGACAUCAUCAAUUCCUUUAGGUAAUCCAUUUGCACAUUCUAUUCACUCAACUCCUUCUUCACUAAUCGACCACAAAAACCUCCCAUUAUUAAAGGAAGUGCAAAAGUAGUUUCCUAUUUCAAAUUACUUCUAAUUGAUAACUACCUUAUUUGCGAUCCAGACUCAGGAGCCAUUGCAAGAUAUAAGACAUCCAUCUAAUACCCUUUUAAUCCCAAUUAAUUCCCUUGGAGUUUAUCAAUGAAAUCAAGUUAUCAAAGGAUCUUUGGUUCCAAGACAAAAAGCUAUUCUAUCUAGAAAUACAGUACUUUAACAAGCAUUUGCAUAUUGCAUUUCAAACCAAAAAUGCUGCUCGAUAGUGGCUGGAAUCCAUCAAAAAUUCAAUUGGGUAUUGUAGAUACACCAAUCAAAAAUUGA
Paramecium tetraurelia is the source of this 1257-nucleotide messenger RNA. RefSeq lists its product as uncharacterized. NCBI's taxonomy places the organism in Eukaryota, Ciliophora, Oligohymenophorea, Peniculida, Parameciidae. The record is from RefSeq and is a predicted model, not a curated record. Gene Ontology annotation, molecular function: protein binding. The transcript is spliced from 3 exons.